Mytilus californianus (California mussel) is the source of this 3597-nucleotide messenger RNA. Its product is annotated as RING finger protein nhl-1-like. Gene Ontology annotation, biological process: protein polyubiquitination; negative regulation of translation; proteasome-mediated ubiquitin-dependent protein catabolic process. NCBI's taxonomy places the organism in Eukaryota, Metazoa, Mollusca, Bivalvia, Mytilida, Mytilidae. The transcript has 3 exons. Bases 427 to 3060 code for a protein of 877 amino acids. The record is from RefSeq and is a predicted model, not a curated record. Gene Ontology annotation, molecular function: zinc ion binding; ubiquitin protein ligase activity; translation repressor activity.
UGUUUACUAACACAGUAGUAUAGUCUUCAUCCUCAUCUUAAUACGUUUCGGUUGUAAUUUUCUAAUUAGUUUGAAUAUAAACCUGCUAAAUCUGUAGACCUGGUCAAUUUUACAUAGAAAUACGUGUGCUGGCAUGGCAUUAUGUUGAUAAAAAAUGCUAUUGGGAAAUCGGUGAUUUGGAAUUCCUUUGUUACCUGAAGUUUGUAUGUAACAUUAUCAAAACAGUAUAAUAUAUAUGUGCGUGCUUUAUGAAAAGAUGCAAACGAUGAUAAGUGUGCAAUGUUAAAUAGGAUAAUACAUUAAAACUAUUCACAGAAACAGACCAUAUGCAAGGAUAUGCAUAAGAUCUGUAACAAAGCAGCAAAACCCCUCAGCCAUCUGUCAGUCAUCUUUACAUAUGAGGAAUAUCACUAGAAUACUUUAGACAUGGAUGACGAACAUGAUUUUUUAUACUCGGCUGGACAAAUAGAACAGCUCUUAAAAUGUGCAGUAUGUCUCGAUAGGUUUACCAAUCCAAAAAUAUUGCCAUGUCAACAUACUUUUUGUUCAACUCCAUGCUUAGAAGGACUUGUCCAUCCAAUCACGAGAUACAUAAAAUGUCCAGAAUGCCGUGCAGAGCAUCGUGUACCGUACGAAGGAAUAAGAGGAUUUCCAAAUAAUAUUACCAUCCAAGGAUUUCUUGAUCUGCGCUCUCAAAGAAACCAAAACAGGUAUCAAGAACAAACGGGAGGAGCAAUUGGAAAUGUUGAUCAAGCACCCCACAGAGCGAAUUCCGCAGCGGAAGCGGCAGCAGAUGCCGCAAGUGCAUAUAUAAAUGCCGUCGUUGAUGAACAGACACCGUCAGUAGCUGCGGCAUCACGAAGCGGUUGCACAGUUUGUGGUCGCGAAGCGUUUUUGGCUCGAUGUGAUCACUGUGACAUGAUUGUCUGUGUUUCGUGUCAAAACUCUCACACUGAACAAAUAAAACUGGAUAUUGCACGUCUGACGGGACAGAUAAGACGUGGUCUUCCUACUAUAUCUAACGCUAUUAGUAGCAUUGAGAGAAAGUCUACACAAAUUCGACAGAGAACGGAAGCCAUUAAAUCCGAUAUUUCAGAAGCGAUUGAACGUUACAUGACUGAACUUAGAAAUAGACAACGUCUUCUUCAUGGUGAGGUUGAAAUGUUUUUGCAAGGAGAGACUAGAUCAUUGUCAAUGCAUGUUGAAAAUCUUGAAGUUGAAAUAGCGAGUAUUUCGAGUUUCAGUGACACGACGGAUUCUUCUCUUGCUCGGUCGCAGGCAAACAUACCUGUUAGGGAUUUAGUCGAUAUACGAAGACAAUGUGUAGAAUACAUGGAAGCUCUAAGAGGCUAUGAGAAUGGCAAUUUCGAGGUUCCCAGAGAGCGUUAUCUACAGUUCAUUGUUGAAGAAAAUAGAUUGUUAAAUGCAAUAACAAACUACGGUGAAGUGGUUGUUUCCAAUGUUCCACCAGAAUCCACUACUCCGUCAAGAGAAGAAUCUCCACAAGAUGCCCCAGCAUCACAGUCAACACCUAUCGUAUCGUCGUCACCAGCAAUACCAGUUUCAUCGACAUUAUCAACUUCAACUUCAACGCCUUCAUCGAUUUCGACUUCAUGGGCGCCUUCGAUGGAAGCAGUUGAUCGCGCAAUCGCUCUGAUACGAUCUGGAGGCAGAGAAAAUUUUCAAACACCAAGUCCUGGACGCUCUCUGACUCCAGAAUUCAGACCCCUUCCACCAAAUGGUGGUACAAUACAUCGACGAAGUUUGCAAGAGCGCAGGCGACACCACAUGACUGAUAGCAGAUUAGCAGGUUUGUUAAGUGGCAGUGCUCCUUCCGUUUAUAAUCGUACAGCCACUCAGCCGAGAAGGCAAAGAAGUUUAACCACAGGUGCGACAUUAAUGGAUAUUCAAGGAGCAUCUGGCUUUUACCAAAGACCCGUUCAACACUCAAUUGAAGAAGAAGAACCCGCACUCGUUUAUGCUAAUGCACGUAGUCGGACUUUUGAAAGAGAGGAAAGUCCAGACCCGGGACAUCCAUUAUCACGUGUUAAUUCGGCUGAAGCGAGACUAAGAUCAAGGCCUGCUGUAAGAUUUGAUAUUAAUGGCUCUGGAGACUCAGAUUCCGGAGAAGAACAAGUUAUGAAUUUACAGGUGGUGUCUUUUCAAGGAAAUGAAAGUACAAUGGUUUCUGAAGCGAUAAAUAAUUAUCAAGACAAAGGUCGGGCUAUUAUAAGGUUUGGAACAAGAGGUAGUGAUGAAAUGCAGUUCACUUGGCCACGUGGUGUGGCAGUUUCAGGUCGUGAUAAUACAAUUCUUGUUGCAGAUAGUAGCAACCAUAGACUGCACGUUUUCGAUUCAGUAGGACGCUUCAUUAAAACUUUUGGAUCAUACGGUCAGAGUGAUGGCGAGUUCGAUUGCUUAGCUGGUGUAGCUGUGAACACUUUUGGCCAAAUAAUCACAUCUGAUCGCUAUAACCAUAGAAUCCAAGUAUUUGAUCACAAUGGUACGUUUCAGCAUAUGUUCGGAGAGGAAGGUGUAGAUAAUGGUCAACUCCUAUAUCCAUGGGGCGUUGCAUGUGAUAAAAUGGGUUUCAUUUAUAUAUGUGACAAGGAAAAUCACAGGAUACAAGUAUUCCAAGCGAAUGGUAGUUUUGUUCGUAAGAUAGGAGGACUUGGGCAUAGGUUUGGUCAAAUGGAAAACCCCCACUAUCUAGCGAUAAGCCCCGACAAUCGCAUAUACGUAAGUGAUAGUAGUAAUCACCGGAUACAAAUUUUUAGUAUGUAUGGUGACUUCUUGUUUAGCUUUGGAUCACCAGGAACAAUGCAAGGACAGGUAAAGUUUCCUAAAGGAAUUGCUAUAGAUGAACAAGGCUUUGUUGUGGUGGCGGAUAGUGGCAAUAAUCGUAUUCAAGUCUUCCAUGGCGACGGGCGAUUCUAUUGUAUGUUUGGAACUUAUGGGAGUGGAAAUGGUCAGUUCAAAGGAUUAGAAGGUGUCGCCAUUUUAGCAAACGGAAAUGUGGUUGUCAGCGACAGAGAAAACCAUAGAAUACAGAUUUUUUAAAGGAUACAGGUUGUGAAUAUAAAGUUCGUAAACACAAAUAAGACAUAUCAUACAAAUUAUGUGAACCGCUCGUUAGACCACAAUGAGGUAUUGGUUGUACUAUCAGUUAGUCCUAAAAGCAUAAACUUUGAAAAAUAUGUCAAUUAAUUUUUUUGCUUUGGUAAUCCAGUUAAUUAUUAUGGUUAUUUUUUUGGCAAAAUUAUUAUACUAAAGUAAUGUCAUUGUGACGUCGUUAUUGAUAUAUAUGUAUCAGACCACAAAUUACGUUCUAUAAUUAGUUUUCGACAGGCUAUUCUAAAACAUGUUUUUCAAGAGCAUCUUUUUAAUAGCGAUGUAUGUUUUUGGUUCACGUUUUGCUAAAGGAAAAAGAAACAAAAUGUCAAAAUAAUUCUGGGAUUUUUUUUCGAAAAGUAAAUGUUGUUGUUAUUUGUUAAGAACUAUUUACUUGUGAUUUCAAUGAACCAUAGAAUUGACUGAAUUUUCCCCUCUUCUUUCAAAUUUUGGAAGGAAUGUGAUGUGAAUAAACGAAAGAGAUUU